Messenger RNA from Solanum tuberosum (potato), 761 nucleotides. RefSeq lists its product as uncharacterized. Lineage: Eukaryota; Viridiplantae; Streptophyta; Magnoliopsida; Solanales; Solanaceae. The record is from RefSeq and is a predicted model, not a curated record. The transcript has a single exon. Gene Ontology annotation, cellular component: cytoplasm. The coding region runs from base 114 to 698 and encodes 194 amino acids. Gene Ontology annotation, molecular function: N-acetyltransferase activity.
ACCACUUCACCCGUUUAAGUUGCAUGAGAACCACACAAAAAUCCUAUCUACGUAAACUCAUCACUUUGAUCUCUCUAUACCCCUCUUUCUCCUUCUUCCUUCCACCAUGAACAAUGCUUCUCUUUAACCCCAUCUCCAUCUCCUUCACCCUUAAACCCACCGCCCACCACCACAACCACCACCGUAACGUCGCCGUUUUCUCUCAAAUCCAACCCAUUCCCAUUCCGAUCACCGCCACAAAUCUCUCAAUCUCCGAUGAAUCUCUCCGUUCAAAAGGAUUCAAUUUCCACCGUACGAUCACCGAUCUCAACCUCGACCAUCUCAACUCCGUCUUCGUAGCCGUCGGAUUUCCCCGACGCGACACGGAGAAAAUCCAAAUCGCAUUAGAGAACACCGAUUCACUUCUAUGGAUCGAAUACGAGAAAACUAAACGGCCGGUGGCGUUCGCCAGAGCCACCGGCGACGGCGUAUUCAAUGCGAUUAUAUGGGAUGUUGUGGUGGAUCCGAAUUUUCAAGGGAUUGGAUUGGGGAAAGCUGUGAUGGAAAGAUUGGUCACCGAGCUGUUACGCAAAGGGAUUACGAAUAUUGCUCUUUAUUCGGAGCCCCGAGUUCUCGGGUUUUAUAGGCCUUUGGGCUUUGUUGCUGACCCGGAUGGGAUCCGAGGAAUGGUUUAUUCUAGGAGAAAGAAUAAAAAAUAGGUGACAAUAUAUUUUACUUUUUUUUUGUAUUUUAUUGAUUUAUAAGUGAUGUGAUUAAUUGUA